Messenger RNA from Loa loa (African eye worm), 1221 nucleotides. RefSeq names its product Yip1 domain-containing protein. The coding region runs from base 64 to 726 and encodes 220 amino acids. Gene Ontology annotation, cellular component: membrane; Golgi apparatus. The transcript is spliced from 5 exons. The record is from RefSeq and is a predicted model, not a curated record. Lineage: Eukaryota; Metazoa; Nematoda; Chromadorea; Rhabditida; Onchocercidae.
UCAGUACACAGUGUUUCAUUAUCCCUUAUAUUUUUGUAGGUACGGGAAGCAAGCAGUAAGCAAAUGACAGAUACAUUAAAUUCUUACGGCCGUAUUGAUUUAUUUCGACCCUACUUUGACGUAGAACCACGUCAAGUCCGAAAUCGCUUAAUACAGUCUUUCAUACCUCGAAAGCCUUCACAGAUGAAUGUUUCAAGUGAUAUGUAUGGGCCAACAAUGAUUAUCUUUACUUUGGUUGCUUUGCUUCUCUAUUCCAUGAAAUCAUCCGGGUAUACAGUUCAAGAUGGUACUUUAAUCGGUACAGCAAUGAUUACUUGUUUCGGUGCUUGGUUUUUCAUGUCUUUGGUGAUAUAUACAUUGUGCUUGAUGUUUAAUGUGGAUAUAUCUUUUAUCCAUUUCUUCUCGUUAUAUGGAUAUUCCUUAUGCAGUCAUUGUGUAGUACUUUUACUGACAAUAGUAUUCCAUCCAUUGCAUUCGCAUUUAUUCUUUUACACAACAGUGAUCAUCUUUUGCGUCCCGUCCGUCUUACGAGUGAGCUUGUAUUUAUGUUCACGGACUCACGAUAAAUCUCACAAAUUAUCUAUUACUGUGGCAGCUUAUAUAUUGCACCUUAGCUAUCUCUAUUACUUACACUACGGCUUCCAUGUCGUUGUUGAAGAAAUUGAUGAGAUUCUUGGCGAUGUGCAACAAAGUUCAGUAAUUUCUUUGCCGUUAUCCGCAAUUUGAUACGAUGCCUUAGCUUCUCGUGUUUCUAUUAAUACAACUUAUCUAAUUCUUCGAUCUAUUUAAUAUAGUUCAUGUACACAAUGCAAACUUUGGUUAUCAAAUGAUGCGAGUCACAUAGCUGGUUAAUCUUUGCUCCUUUGCUGGAUGAUGAAAUAGCGUCCUAUAAUUUACGGAAAUAGUAUUUCGUUUAUCAUUCUGUUCAAUUUUCGUCAGAUAUGUAAUGAGACAUUACAUGAUUAUUAUUGUUGCAUUGAUUUCGUUAACUGUACGUUUCAAUAAUGGAAAACAUAGUCUGAAAUGUUAAGCGACAUUUCUACAAUUCGGCAUGCGAUGAGGCAAUGGGGUCUUUUUCUAACAAUUUGGAUGAGACGUGAAAGAAGUUCCAGUAAACUCAAAGUUGCUCAUCCAUACACAUAACGCAGAUAAUAAUUCAUAUGUUUUAUAAUUCAUACACAUGACACAGUUUCGUUUACUAUUUCCAGUAAUGAAAAAGAU